Pseudogymnoascus verrucosus is the source of this 1116-nucleotide messenger RNA. RefSeq lists its product as uncharacterized. The record is from RefSeq and is a predicted model, not a curated record. The coding region runs from base 1 to 1002 and encodes 333 amino acids. The transcript has 4 exons. NCBI's taxonomy places the organism in Eukaryota, Fungi, Ascomycota, Leotiomycetes, Thelebolales, Thelebolaceae.
AUGGGCGUUGCGGGAAUCCGUGAUAGGAUUCACUUUGCUCGCAUCUACGGCGAGUUGGAGUCCUUUGGCUUGCUGGGACGCCAUGACUAUGUAUACAUGGAACACACACGAAAUGGCGACAAAUAUGACAUUCAAGUUAAGGUAUGGAAGAAUGCUGGAUAUGGAUCCACGAAGUUGAAAGCCGACGGAAAUAAAUACUGUAAUAUGAUGGGCCACUCUGGCGGCAGGGAGGAUUACGUCUGGACUUUGUCAACUGGGCAAAUGACAAUCCAUCCAAACGCUGGGUUGGGCGAGUUCAGAUUGCGUCCGCCCGCAGUGCAUGAACUGCGGGCGGACGCAAUCUGGACCGACGAGAUCUGCAUCUGGUCGAUUGGGAUGGUGGAGGUCUGGAGAAACCUCUACGGAGAGACCCACGCCUGGAAUUGGUCGUAUCUCGGCAAUCCAGCAACAGAACUAUCUUGCGUGGAAAAGCGCGGUCUCGGCAUUCACGACAUACCCGUUCACUUUGCUGAUGUCACGGGCAAUAAGAAGGCCGACUAUCUGUGUAUGCAAAAGGAUGGUCGUACCACUGGCUGGGUAAAUGGUGACUCAGGCUGGGAGGUAAUAGACCAGUUUAAGCAUACCGAGGGUCUUGAUAGGGCAAACUUCCAAUUUGCUGAUGCCGACGGAGAUGGCAAGGCAGAUCUAAUUUGGACAGACAAAUUCAACGGUGACGGGACGGUCUAUUACAACGGUGGCCGCCAGGAAGUAGGAGGCUCACAGUUCCUGUGGAGUAACGAGGGCAAAGCCUUUACCGGAAAUGCUGCGGGGACAUGUGUUUAUUACCCCGAACUCAACGGCGACAAUCGAGCCGACCAGCAUAAUGUCCUUGGUACCUUCACCAACGAGGCUAGGACCUGGUUCAAUACAUGUGAUGGAGGAAAUGCAAUGGGGGAUGGCCCUUCCACUGGCACUGACCCACAGUUACCAGCAAUGCCAGGAUUGGACCCGGAUGGGGUCUAGAUUGAGUUGGCAAGCCUAUGAGAAGUUUGAACUUGUACAGUGUAUGGCCAGCUCGGGUGAGAAAUACGAUACAGUGGGCACCUAUCAGGGGAUAAGUAGAGUUGGUAGUGGAGC